CGAAGAAGGAAACGGAAGUAGUAGAUCCGUAGAAGAAGAAGUCGUUGUUGGCAUUUGGAAACAGACCGCUGCUUUAAAAUCAUAAGCUGAGACCAGAACUACAAAACUACAAAACUACAAUGACCAGACACGGGAAGAACUGCACCGCUGGAGCUGUGUACACCUACCACGAGAAGAAAAAAGACACAGCGGCGUCAGGUUACGGCACACAGAGCAUCCGCCUGGGAAAGGACGCCAUCAAAGACUUUGACUGCUGCUGUCUGUCUCUUCAGCCCUGCAAGGACCCCGUGGUCACACCUGAUGGCUUCCUGUAUGAGAAGCAGGCCAUCCUGGAGUACAUCCUCCACCAGAAAACGGAGAUCGCCAAAAAGAUGAAGGCCUAUGAGAAGCAGAAGGCAGCUCAGAGGAGCAGCAGUCAGCUGGAGUCGAAGUCUGAGGAGAGAGAGAGGAUGGAGAGAUUUAAGAAGCGAGAGAACAGCAUCGUCUCUAAACCCAUCAACCCCUUCACCUCAGGGCAGACCUCAGGAGGAGAGAAGAGCCCCACGGACUCCGCCCUCUCCUCCUCUUCAUCAGCCUUCUCAUCCUCCGCCUCCUCCUCCUCGUCUUCAUCUUCCUCCAGUCUGCCCAGUUUCUGGAUCCCCUCUCUGACUCCAGAGGCCAAACCGACUCUGAUCAAGAAACCAAGUAAGGUCGUGCUGUGUCCGAUGUCAGGCCGACCGAUAAAGAUGAACGACCUGAUCACAGUCCGCUUCACUCCGUUGGACUCGAGCCUGGACCGCGUGGCUCUGUUGACCCGACAGGACAGGUACGUCUGUGCAGUAACCAGAGACGUGUUGGGUAACAGCGUUCCAUGUGCCGUCCUUAGACCAUCAGGCUGUGUGGUCACUCAGGAGUGCGUGGAGAAGCUGAUAAAGAAGGACAUGGUGGAUCCAGUGAGUGGAGACAAACUGACAGACAGAGACAUCAUUCCUCUGCAGAGGGGAGGAACGGGCUUCGCCGGCUCUGGAGUCGACCUGAGAGCUAAAGAAGCUCGGCCAGUGAUGCAGGUGUAAUACCUGCUGGGUCUGAUCACAUGACCACCAGAACUGUUUGCCAUCGGAGCUCUAGGGGGGCAGGAUUUAUUUUCAAACCCACCUGUCUUCACCUGUAUAAUGCUGUGUUAUUCCCUGGUGGUUUCCUUUUUUUUAUUCCAGGUUUAUUUUUUGUUUUUAAUCAGACUGAGAGAAUAUUAAAGGUCAGGUGAAGGUCAGAUAGAUUCAAUGAUAAAUAUUAGAUCAGUGUUUUUUAGACUGUCCAUCCUCUGGAUCCUCCACAUCUCUCAUACCAGAAAAUCAGGAAAUAUUCAGCCAGUUAAAUGUAUUUAAUGACUGUUUUUGACAAAACAAACUACCGUCUGUUUGAAUAAGACUAACUAGCGUAAACUUAAGAUCAGAUUAACCAGCUCUGUUAACCUGAGAUCAGAUUGACCAGUUCUGUUAAACCAAGAUCAGAUUAACCGGCUUUGUCAACCUGAGGUCAGAUUAACCAGCUCUGUUAACCCGAGAUCAGAUUAACCAGCUCUGUUAACCGAGAUCAGAUUAACCAGCUCUGUUAACCUGAGAUCAGAUUAACUAGCUCUGUUUAACCUGAGAUCAGAUUAACCAGCUCUGUUAACCUGAGAUCAGAUUAACCAGCUCUGUUAACCUGAGAUCAGAUUAACCAGCUCUGUUAACCUGAGAUCAGAUUAACCAGCUCUGUUAACCUGAGAUCAGAUUAACCAGCUCUGUUACCUGAGAUCAGAUUAACCAGCUCUGUUAACCUGAGAUCAGAUUAACCAGACUACAUUAAUCCUGAUAAUAGCAAACAGAGCCAUUGAAACACAGAGAUGUUUUUCCUUUCAGGGCUGCCUUACCUCCUCAUCUUUAGGGUCCUAACCCUCAGGUAGAGACCGUGGUCCUCAGAGACAGAGCUGAUGGUGAGAGGAAGAGCCAAUGCCUGUACAGUGACAUGUUCAUGUUUAAUAAAGAGAAUCAGGAGAUCA
Molecule: messenger RNA, 2020 nt
Organism: Cheilinus undulatus (humphead wrasse)
Lineage: Eukaryota; Metazoa; Chordata; Actinopteri; Labriformes; Labridae
Product: nitric oxide synthase interacting protein
Exons: 10
Coding region: 120-1052 (310 amino acids)
Cellular component (GO): nucleus
Molecular function (GO): ubiquitin protein ligase activity
Source: RefSeq, a predicted model, not a curated record